Molecule: messenger RNA, 4219 nt
Organism: Marasmius oreades (fairy-ring Marasmius)
Lineage: Eukaryota; Fungi; Basidiomycota; Agaricomycetes; Agaricales; Marasmiaceae
Exons: 17
Coding region: 60-4127 (1355 amino acids)
Biological process (GO): meiotic chromosome condensation; mitotic cell cycle; mitotic chromosome condensation
Cellular component (GO): condensed chromosome, centromeric region; nucleus
Molecular function (GO): histone binding
Source: RefSeq, a predicted model, not a curated record
AACGCGUUUCUUGUUCACGACCACAAGCAACUGGUGUCCAACCAUCGACGUUUGUCACGAUGGACACAGAAUUCGAUCUUUCAGAUGCUAUCGAGCGGCUCGGUAAUGCAGAAAAUCUCGACCUUGACCACGAACGUGACCCCAGCAACGAAGAUCCUGAAACUAUCCUUGAGGGUGCGGUGGAAGCAGUAGCAGACCAAAGCGAUGCUAUCACUAUUCCAGAAGUUUUUGCGUCGUAUUGUAGCCUCCUGAAGCACUCGGGUACCAUACCAAGUGGAGUGAUGAACAAACUGCUUGAUUCGGUUUCCUCUGGUUUGCAAGCAGAAUUCGACAGCACCUACAGCGACAUAAGUAACGAUAAUCGUCAAACGUUUGACACACACAAGAAAGCACUCGAGAUGUACGCCUUCCUUUUACAUUGGGCGGUGAAAGUGGCAGAGAAGGUGAAAGGUUCAGACGGUGAUGACAGAAUAUCGGCCGUUGUAGCUCCCAAAACAAGGAGAGGAAGGGGCGCCAAAGCAGCUGGAUCCGGAAGGGCAGGUGGUCGUACUGGUACUAAGAAGCAGACGGGCUCAGAGGAGUGGAAUUGGAUGGGCCAAAUUCCACAGGUGCUGGCAUUAAUAAGUAAACUAAUGUCGCGUUUGCAGACGCAGCGCUUGUGGACUACAACAGCAGAGCGAGACAAGUUCAUUGGUUGUAUCACCCGACCGGCCUACCAUGUUGCAGAAAACGAGCAGUACAUGAAAGCAGAAGACAUCAAGCUCGGCGUUUACAAAGUGAUCUGUCUCGCCGUCAAACAUCAGGGCCAUUCAGCGGCUGCCCAGAUCCUCAUCAUGCAGCGUCUUCAGUAUUACGAACAUCUCGCAGAGCCGAUGGCGCAUUGCCUUUCCGUCUUGUCCAAAGAAUUCGACCAUAAUCAACUGGGUGACGAAAUUCUUCGAGAGGUUUCUCACAAGGACUUCCGUGGUCAGGACCAAAAGCAGACCAAGUCAUUUUCCAAGUUUUUGGCUAAGAUAGCAGAGGUAUCCCCGCGUAUGGUGUUGAAGCAAAUGAGCCUUCUUGUUAAUCACUUGGAUACAGACGUUGCGAAUAUACGUAUCGCCAUGGUGGAGGUCAUCGGUUUCCUGAUCAGAGAUCUAGACGCGUCACUGGACGCGGGUGCCUCUGAAGACGGUAACAUGGAUUCAAAGCAAAUACAAAAACAGAUCAAGGGCCUGUAUGAGAUGCUUCUCGAGCGUAUGCUGGACACAAAUGCACCCGUCCGGUCGAAAGUACUAGGCGUCCUGACCAGCCUCUGCAAAAUGAAGAGAAAGUUCCCCAAGCAGCGCCUGGAGGCCACGAAGGUUGCCAUUGUGGCCCUAGAAGACAAAAUGCCCAGUGUUCGCAAGGCUGCCAUCGUUCUCGUCAUUGAACUGAUCAAGACACAUCCGUAUGGUUUCGUCCUUGGUGGCCCACUGGAAUUAGAGCAUUUUGAGAAAGAGUAUCACUCGAUAAAGACUCAAUUGGCUGAAGCAGAGGCAAAGGUUGGCAAUGCACUUGCCAACCCCGAGGACAGCCAGGACCAAGAGGACCAAGAGGAAGCUCGAACCCAGAAGAAACGCUCGGAUGACGAGGACGAGGACGAGAUGGACGUAGACGAGGACGAGCAACCCACCGACGAAGAAAAAGAAAGCGAAGAUGAAUCCGAAGGCGAAGACGACGAUCAAGCCGAGGAAGAUACUUCCAUGGCAGGGUCCAAACCCAAAAAGGCGAAGAAGUCCAAACUCAAACCUCGAAAAUCGCAAAUCAAUGUCGUUCAAAUGAGCGCUGAAGCGGCUAUAGCGCACUUGGAAGGUCGCAUAGCGGAACAGCUUCGUUUGCAAAAGAAAUUCUACGUUGAAGCCCUAAACUUUAUACGCCAACUCGAUGCUGCCACAGAAAUCGUGCUCAAACUGUUGGGCUCAACGAAUAAAGCAGAAGUACUGGAAGGGAUUCACUUCUUUGAGGUGGCGCACGAAUACAAACUGACAUACACUGAGGAAGGACUCAGACAAAUGAUGCACCUGAUAUGGUCAAAAGACAACAGUGUUACCACAUCAGAGGAUGGUACCGAACAGCUGAAGGGGAUUCGUUCCCGCCUGCUCGAGUGUUAUCGCAAUCUUUACUUCGUUGUUCAUGCCGGAGAGGAGGCUCAAAGCCAAGUCAAUCGCAUAGCUAGAAACAUGAUCGAACUGACCUACGGGGCAACACUAGCUGAACUGACGAGUCUGGAGGAAAUGAUCCGAGUCAUGAUAGAGGACCGCCAGAUACAUCCAGACGUGGUGAACAAACUGUGGCAAAUUUUUGGCAAGGAUCGACAACUUCCCAAGCAGCAGCGACGAGGCGCUAUCAUCAUCAUCGGUAUGAUGGCAUUGGCCAAGCGCAGCGUUUUAGCCGAUCGAGUAGAGACCAUGUUGAAGGUUGGGUUGGGUGCCCUUGGUAAAGCCGACCUUACCCUAGCGCGCUACACAUGUGUUGCCUUACAGCGGCUGAAUGGGAGCGCCAAAAAAGUGAAAGGAUCUUUGCAUAACAAGACCCUUAGGCUUCCGAUGGAUAAUGCUGUUUUCCGUAAACUUCAAGAAGUCAUCGAGCGACCUUGUCGAUCCAAGGAGUGGUUCGGCGUCGCCGAACAAGCUAUCAACACCAUCUAUGCAUUGGGUGAACAUCCCGAUAGAUUGUGCAACGAUAUCAUCAAGAAGUUGACAUUCCGCGCCUUUACUCCUCGCAAUCGAACAUCUGGCGCGGAACAAACACAGGCUAACGGUGACCCAGAUGCCAUGGAUCAAGAUCACCCAGAGGAUGUCUCUCAAACCUCGGAUCAGCCUCCCAGUCAGGCUGGAAAAGAUGACAGCCUCGGAGACGCAUUCGAGCUCAGUCAACUUCUCUUUGUCGUUGGCCAUAUCGCUAUAAAGCACAUUGCAUUCCUCGAAAUCGUUGAAAGAGAGUGGAAACGACAGAAGGACGAGAAGCAGGCUGCUGAGAAGGCAGCUCGUGGUGCCCAUAAUACGAACAAAGACGGAGAAGAACUUGAUCAAGUUGCUGGAAACGCCGAAGACGAAAUUGGUGAUCGUGUGCAGGAGAUUCGCGAGCACGAAUUGCUUGAAGGGGGUUCCCUUCUCGCGCUAUUUGGACCCAUGCUUGUUCAUAUAUGUGGGAGCCCCCAUAAGUUCAAGAACCCUACCUUACGCGCAGCUGCGACGUUGUCUUUGAGCAAAUUUCUUUGCGUCAGCUCGAGUUUCUGCGAAAACAACCAUAGACUCCUGUUCAAAAUCCUCGAGACCUCGAAAAAUGCUAGCAUCCGGAGCAAUGUCGUUAUUGGCCUCGGUGAUGUUGCAGUUUCGUUCAAUAGUAUCAUCGACGAAAACAGCAACGAGUUGUACAAGGGUCUUUCGGAUAAAGACCCCGUGGUGAAGAAGAAUACGCUCAUGGUCCUUACCCAUCUCAUCUUGAACGGGAUGGUGAAGGUGAAGGGUCAGUUGGGAGAGAUGGCGAAAUGUCUGCAAGACGAGGAUCCACGCAUAGCAGAUCUGGCGAAGCUCUUCUUCACCGAACUGUCUACAAAGGAUAACGCAAUCUAUAACAACUUGCCUGAUGUCAUAAGUCAUUUGUCGACGGGAGAGCACGCAGUAGACGAGGAUAGAUUCCAGUCGACGAUGAAAUAUAUCUUUACCUUCAUCGAAAAGGAAAAACAAGCAGAGAACAUUGUCGACAAGCUCUGCCAACGGUUCCGAGUCGCAGACGAACCUAGACAGUGGCGAGAUAUCGCUUUUUGUUUAUCACUUCUUCCCUACAAAUCCGAAAAGUCCAUCAAGAAACUUAUCGAGUCCUUGCCCGCAUAUCAAGACAAAUUACAUGCGGAAGGGGUGUAUGAUAGGUUCUCUGAAAUUCUCGCGAAGGCUCGGCAACCCAAAGUUGGUGUAUCGAAAGAAAAUGGUGGUGGUGUUGACCUCCAAGAGUUUGAAGCAGCUCUUGAACAACACAAACGUCAAGGUGAAGAUGAUCAAGCACUUGAGAAACGCGUUGAGAAGAAGAAGGCUGCUGCGAAGAAACGGGCUUCACGGAGGAAUGUGAGGAGCAAACCUGCAAAAGUAGAGGAGGAGGAUGACUAGGUUGUAUAUCUAUUUUUUCUUGAGCUUAUUCUACUUGUACAUUUUUAGUGUAUACCGUAGAUGUAUAAUCUAUCCUGCCAUGUAAGCAUUCA